GUUGACGAAAUUUUUGUAGCUUAGAAUGUCGGCGGAUAAACAUUUAGAAAUUGUAGAAUUCGGUUUGGCAGAUGAGAGUGUGGCUAAAAUAAAAGCAGCAGCGGCAGCAGUUGACGAGAAAGCACCCAAAACAUUGAAAACAUCUGAAAAGGAGAACUGCUAUCAGCUUAAAGGUGGCAUCACCGCAGCAGCCACCGCAGCAGCAGUCACAAUCACAGCAACAACAACAGCAACAUCGACAGCAACAAAAGUUUCUGGAGCAGUGUCGAGCGGUGCCAAAGCGGUGCCAGCGACUCCAAGCAACGCAACGGUUCGCUUAAGUGAUUCCACCACAGUCGACGAUGCUGCCGCCGAUGGGAUGAACAACGGUUCCGAUCUCAAGCUACAAUCGUAUGUGAAUGGCAAUGGCAAUGGCGUCUACAAGAUCAUUCGGACACUGGGCAAGGGUAACUUUGCAAAGGUCAAGCUGGCCAUCCACAUGCCCACGGGUCGCGAAGUGGCCAUCAAGGUGAUAGACAAGACGGAAUUGAAUGCGACAGCGAGGCAGAAGCUGUAUCGCGAAGUGCGCAUCAUGAAGCUUCUGGAUCAUCCGAAUAUUGUGCGACUCUUCCAGGUGAUCGAAUCGGAGCGCACGCUUUAUCUGAUCAUGGAAUACGCGAGUCGCGGCGAGCUCUUCGAUCAUCUGGUGAAGAACGGUCGCAUUCGCGAGCGCGAUGCCCGCGUCCUGUUUCGCCAGUUGGUUUCUGCCAUACAAUAUUGCCACAGCAAGUUUGUUGUGCAUCGCGAUCUUAAGGCCGAGAAUCUGUUGCUUGAUCAGCACAUGAACAUCAAGAUUGCCGAUUUUGGCUUCGGCAACACCUUCAAUCCUAAUGCUCAGCUGGAGACGUUUUGCGGCAGUCCGCCCUAUGCAGCCCCCGAACUGUUUAUGGGUCGCAAGUAUGCGGGUCCCGAGGUCGAUGCUUGGUCACUGGGCGUGGUGCUCUACACGUUAGUCAGCGGUUCGUUACCCUUUGAUGGUGGCACAUUGAAGGAACUGCGGGAACAUGUGCUCCGUGGCAAGUACCGAGUACCGUAUUACAUCUCCAUGGACUGCGAGAAUCUGAUGCGCAAGUUUCUGGUGCUUAAUCCGGGCAAGCGAACCACGCUCAACGCUGUCAUGGCCGACAAGUGGCUCAAUCUGGGCUACGAGGACACGGAUCGUCUGCGUCCGUUCCAGGAGCGUCCGCUGGAUCUGCAGGAUCCGCUGCGCAUCGAGCAACUGCUGGGCAUGGGCUACAAGCGACGCGAUGUGCUCAAUUCGCUGCGGACGCAAGCUUUCGAUGACAUCUACUGCAGCUACAUGCUGCUCGCACUGCCCAAGCCGCGUAGCUCACGCCAUGCAUCCACCUCGGAUGCCUCAGAACCGUCGCAGGCCAGCUCAGCAGCAGUCAAACAGCUGGCAGCCACACAUCGUCCGGUGGCGCCGCGAUUGCCCAAUGUAGCGCCUACUGUGGUCAGCAGCACAGCGUCCACCUCUACGUCCAUUGUCACCGCACCUCCAGCCAAGCCCACGCGUCGCACCUUCACACGCAGCAAGAACGCCGCUAGCAACACUGCGAAUCCUGCCUCCGCCUCCAUAUCGAGUACUCGCUCGCCACAAACGCCGCACAGCAAACGCUCCAGCAGUGCUGCCAGCGGCAAUGGUAACGCUGUCGAUGUCAAGCCCACGCUGUUGAGCGCUCAACGACAGCUGGCGCAGACCCAGAAGAUGGCUAAUUCGCCGCAGCGUUACUUCUACCAGGGAUCUUCCGCACGACGACCCACAACACUCUACGAGAAGGGGGACGCCGGCUCACCUAUGCCCAGCACGCCGGGCACACCGUCGACCACGAGUGUUCGCCAGCACAAGUCACCCAUGUCGGAGCGACGUCCGCUGGCGCAGGCUGCGGUGAUGGCCACCGCUCAAGUUGUAGCCGGGCAACCGGAGAAGCCAUCGGAGAAGCACUUUACGCGAAGCAAUGUGGCGCGUGCCACGUUCCACUUUGGCCAGGGACGCAGUGGCAAGCAUGGACGCAGUGCCGCCAGCGAGGACGACGGCUACCAGGCUAUGGCGCCACCGUUGUCGGCCGAUGACACCAAGCCCGCUUCCCGUGUCGGAUUUUUCUCGAAGCUGACGGCACGUUUUGGACGUCGUGUUAUUCAGUUGAAUGAGAAGGAGACGUGCGAGCAGCGCAAGAAUCUCACCAAGUAGCAUGUUCUCCUUCUCACUCACACACACUGCACACAUACGUAUAUAGACAAGAGACAAGUACACAAUAGCUAGUAGUUUUUGUAUGUAAUGGAUACCGAGAAAUUGCUUUCGCUGUGCGCUGCCAAGUACAAAAGAAAACUUAAGAAAAACCCUUAAGAGAAAAAGUAAACAUAACUAAUCUAAAAGGAUGUGCUUUAGUAGUAGUGAAAGAACAUCGAGUGGAAAAAGUCUGCGUGAAAAUUGUGAACUGCUAAUUAGAACAAUAAGUGAUAGUAGAGUAAAUACUUAGUUGGUAUAUUUUAUAAACUUAAUGACAAGAAAUUAAAAUAACAUUAAACCUAAAUAAUAUACACACUAGACGGAAUACUAUAGUGACG
This is a messenger RNA of Drosophila albomicans, 2607 nucleotides long. Its product is annotated as MAP/microtubule affinity-regulating kinase 3-like. Gene Ontology annotation, molecular function: protein serine/threonine kinase activity; ATP binding; tau-protein kinase activity. Gene Ontology annotation, cellular component: cytoplasm. NCBI's taxonomy places the organism in Eukaryota, Metazoa, Arthropoda, Insecta, Diptera, Drosophilidae. Bases 26 to 2230 code for a protein of 734 amino acids. The transcript has a single exon. Gene Ontology annotation, biological process: microtubule cytoskeleton organization; protein phosphorylation; intracellular signal transduction. The record is from RefSeq and is a predicted model, not a curated record.